AUGCUCGCGUCAUCAAGAACGGCGCUGCGCCAGGCGGCGACUAAGCAGCUGUCUCUCAGGACCAGCGUCCGAGCUGUCUCCGCUUGGUCGCAGGUACCGCAGGGUCCUCCAGCCAUUCUGGGUAUCACCGAAGCCUUCAAGGCUGACAGCAACCCUAAGAAGAUCAACUUGGGUGUUGGCGCCUACCGCGAUGACAAGGGCAAGCCCUACGUUCUGCCAUCCGUGAGGGAGGCAGAGGAGAAAAUCAUCAAGUCAAACCUCGACAAGGAGUACGCCGGCAUCACCGGUGUACCCAACUUCACCAAGGCUGCCCUCAGGCUCGCGUACGGCGAGGACUCAGCUCCUCUCAACCAGGACAGCAUCGCCGUCACCCAGACCAUCUCCGGUACCGGUGCCCUCCGCAUUGGCGGUGCCUUCCUCGAGCGCCACUACCCCGGUGCGAAGACCAUCUACAUUCCCACCCCAUCGUGGGCCAACCACAAUGCUGUCUUCAAGGAUUCUGGUUUGAAAGUCGAGAAGUACCGCUACUACAACAAGGACACCAUUGGCCUCGACUUUGAGGGAAUGGUUGCCGACAUCAAGGCCAUGCCCAAGAACAGCAUUGUCCUGCUCCACGCCUGUGCCCACAACCCUACUGGUGUAGACCCUACCGAGGAGCAGUGGCUUGAGAUUGCUGAGGCUGUCAAGGCUGGUGACCACUUCCCCUUCUUCGACAUGGCUUACCAGGGCUUCGCCAGUGGUGACACUACCAAGGAUGCCUUCGCCCUCCGUCACUUCAUCAAGGAGGGUCUCCGCCCUGUCCUUGCUCAGUCCUUCGCCAAGAACAUGGGUCUCUACGGCGAGCGUGUUGGUGCCUUCUCCGUCGUCUGCGAGUCUGCCGAGGAGAAGAAGCGUGUUGACUCUCAGAUCAAGAUUCUUGUCCGCCCACUAUACUCUAACCCUCCAGUUCACGGUGCCCGCAUUGCGUCUGAGAUCCUGAACGACCCUUCUCUCAACAAGCAAUGGCUUGGUGAGGUCAAGGGCAUGGCUGACCGCAUCAUUACCAUGCGUGCCCUUCUCAAGGAGAACCUCGAGAAGCUCGGCAGCAAGCACGACUGGAGCCACAUUACCUCGCAAAUUGGCAUGUUCGCGUACACUGGUCUGACAGCUGAGCAGAUGGACAAGUUGGCAAAGGAGCACUCCGUCUAUGCCACCAAGGACGGCCGUAUCUCGGUUGCGGGUAUUACCAGCGAGAACGUCGGCCGCCUCGCCGAGGCCAUCUACAAGGUCAAGGGUUAG
Messenger RNA from Alternaria postmessia, 1278 nucleotides. It is a transcript of the gene GOT2, whose product is annotated as Aspartate aminotransferase, mitochondrial. Gene Ontology annotation, biological process: biosynthetic process; L-aspartate catabolic process. Gene Ontology annotation, molecular function: pyridoxal phosphate binding; L-aspartate:2-oxoglutarate transaminase activity. The transcript has 4 exons. Bases 1 to 1278 code for a protein of 425 amino acids. NCBI's taxonomy places the organism in Eukaryota, Fungi, Ascomycota, Dothideomycetes, Pleosporales, Pleosporaceae. Gene Ontology annotation, cellular component: mitochondrion. The record is from RefSeq and is a predicted model, not a curated record.